UAUGGCGCCCAAAACAAAUGUGCUCACAGUCCGAGAUCGGAAUGGUGUUCUAAUUUACUUCGAGAAUUUAUGAUCACGAUCGCAACUUUUGUGUAGUUUACAAAGAAAUGGAAGGAAUUUAUGAAGUUUCGUCUUCAGAGAAAGUCAAAUCGCUGGAAGAAGAUCUAAAGAAAGAGCUGAAAGAAUUACAAAAUGAAGUCGAAGAGGGAAACUUUCUAAGCUCGUCUGCAGCGCCGAAGGCAUUUGGAUCUGUUCCCUUACCUAAGGAUGUCGAUCAUUUUAAAAGAGAAAGGAAGCUCGCUAUAAACAAAAGUCUUCAGGUUCGUGAAGCACAGCCUUUGAUAAUACAAUCAGAUGUGAUGCAGGAGGAGAUGAGCAGCUGUUGUCAAGUAGAAUAUACUGCAAGGAGUAUACCACUUUUGCUACAUCAGUUUUUUUUGGACAGAAUAGAACACUUGGUUCAGUGCAAACACAUGCACAUGCUACGCUGGGCUCGUUUCUGUGAGCACACGAAGGCCAUAGAAAAUCUGUUUCCUGUUUACCAGAAAAGACUCAGUUAUAUUAUGGAAGAAUAUCAAGACUGUCUGCAGCGUGCAAGAAGACUGGCUGUGGCAUGUGAAGCAACUCUAGCUGGAGGUGAUUCAGCAAUGAGUGUAGUUACCAUGGAUGAUCUACUUAUUUACAGCCGCUGGUUCAUCUGUAUGUUGCAUUCAGUGAAGAACAUUCAUGCAUUCAUAAGGACGGUCGAGUGGCUUCCCGUGACACACAAGAACACUAUUCAACCUCAAGUCGCUGAGAAGGACGAAAAACCUCCUGAACAGGAACGCAAAGCCUCUGUGGGACCGCCCUCCAAAGCACGCGGCCAACUGAAGAAGAUUCUCAGUCAAGUGUCGAUCACGGCCCACCUUCAUGUCCUAAGACCUCAACCUACCCCUGAUGCCAGUCUUCCGCCGCCGCCUCCUCUUAGUCUGACCCCCUAUCAGUUGGUGUCAGGAACGAAUCCCUCCAUCGCGGCAGCAGCGGCUGCUUCGGGCGGAGGGCUGGCGUCUGAUGAGAUAAACCUGAAGUUGCCAUUACACGAGAUGACGUUUGCUACUAUAAAACCUCUGCUGGAGUUCUUUAUGACUUGUUAUGCUGUUGAGAUGGACAUAAAUCAAAUCAACACUCAUGCAGAUGAAAUGGAUCUCUUUACUAUGGUCUCAAGAAGAUUCAAGAAGGUCUUUUCCAAACAAGAACAAAUGAGAACUUUCCCCGUGUACGAUGCUUCCAUCGAGGAGUUUGGAGAUAGUAAAAUAAGAAGCGAAGGAGCCUUGCACACUUUCAAGCAGCAGUCGAACUGGACUUCUUUCAACUCUCUGAGGCCAGAGCAGGCCUCGGUUCAAGUUAAGGCCAUGACAAAGCUGAAGCAUAAAGGCAACAUUGAUGAGUUACUUAGAGCUCAUUCACGUUUCCUUCACGUACAAGAUGGCCAGAGGAUACUGUCAUCAUUAAAGGAACAUGCCAAAGCUGUCUUGGAGCCGCCAACGCCUCUUCCAGCAGCUGUAACGACUUACCAUACCAAGAAUAACACGGCUGCAGUAUGGAAACGCAUUUUCAGCUAUGCUAAUGUGAGCUUGAGCUCCAAAGAUGAUGUUCUGGAGUUCGACACGAAAAUCAGUGAAGAUGACAUGGGAGGCAAUAGUAACUCCACGGGAGAGUUUGAUUUGGGUACUGCGGUUGAACUUCUUGGCUUGGAUGACGAAGAUGCUAAGACUCAGGCCAGUAAACUUCAAGGCGCCUACAUGUCCUUCCUCCUUCUGAGGCACCUCAGACUUAGGGAUCUACAGAGAUCGUGCCUUGGCAUACUCAACUACUUCAAGUCAACUGAAAGAACUUUAACGAUUAAUGACGGUGGCUUAUCACUAGAAGGAGGAAAACAAAAAGCAUUCAAACAUCAAGUGUUCCAUGGCGGUGGUAUAUCAGGUGUUGGAUCGCAUCAAUACGUUCACAACACCCCGGCUGACUACAGGGUUGAACAGUCUGAAUUCAUGGAGUUUUCAGAGGUUGAAAAUCAUGAUGACUUUUUUACUACCGGGGAAGGUCGGGUUCAUAUUCAGGAUCAAAGAGGAUACUACAUCCUAUACGAUACGGCGCUUGCAAGCUUCAAGGAACUGGAGACAGAACUUCUUCUUGUGGCCACUCAUUUCCUUCAAAAAGACAAAGAUUUGAGGCUGCCUAGAAAUCUGAAGUUUCAGGGAGAUCAUAUUGAUCUGGCAGCGUAUGGACAUCAGCAAGUGGGCAGAUUUGCUGUUCUUUUAGAUUUGUGGACAAAUGAAGCUGCAUAUUUGGAAAACAAGAGACAG
Messenger RNA from Stylophora pistillata, 2342 nucleotides. RefSeq lists its product as uncharacterized. Lineage: Eukaryota; Metazoa; Cnidaria; Anthozoa; Scleractinia; Pocilloporidae. The record is from RefSeq and is a predicted model, not a curated record.